This is a messenger RNA of Coccinella septempunctata (seven-spotted ladybird), 2187 nucleotides long. RefSeq lists its product as uncharacterized. The record is from RefSeq and is a predicted model, not a curated record. NCBI's taxonomy places the organism in Eukaryota, Metazoa, Arthropoda, Insecta, Coleoptera, Coccinellidae. The transcript has a single exon. The coding region runs from base 1 to 2187 and encodes 728 amino acids.
AUGUUGUCCAUGGAGAUAAAAAUGACUUGUAGUGACAUUUUGAAAUAUGAGAAAGACAUAGCGAUGCUUAGAUCUAGUCUGGUGAGUAGGUUGCCGUAUGACAUUUUCAGGGACUAUAGCAGAACUAUUAAUAGGUCAUUUAACACAUUAUUCAAGAAAGUCAAAUCUGUUAACAUGAUCAAAUUUGAGAAGUUGUGUAGAGCCCAGUUAAGAGAUAACGUCCUGUUUCAAGACAAUUCAAAUUGGUUUAGGAAUUUGUCUGAUAUAGAGAUCCCCAGGGAUGUGUCUGAUUUUUUAUCGUUGGGUCCAGACUUCAGUGUAGGAUACAUUAACAAAAGAUCAUUAAUUAAAAACGUGUUAAUGGACGUGGAAAAUAUUUUGAGUGAGGUUCCUCAAGAACAGAGAGAUAUAACCAGAGCACAAACCACUAACAUCAUAACAAACUUCAAUCAUAGAUCAGACGGCGUCAAGCAGACUCAUUUACAAAGAUUAUUUAGGAAAACACAAAAAUUUCUGAAGAAUAAUCCUGAACUUUAUAUUGUUAGGGCGGAUAAAGGUGGCAGCACAGUCGCCAUAAACAAACAAAGUUACAUCGAAAAGACUAAAGUCCUUCUUGCUGAUGAAAGGACUUACAGAACUUUGAGAAGGGACCCUACGGCAGCUGCACAGAAGAAAUUGAAUGAAUUAUUAAGGAGAUUACACCGAUUGAAGGAAAUAACUGACCCACAACUAAAACAAUUGACAAUAUAUAAUUCUGCCCAUCCGAAACUCUAUACCCUACCGAAGAUUCAUAAGGAGAACAUACCUAUGCGCCCCAUUGUAAGUUCUGUUAAUACUUUAACAUAUAAGAUUUCAAAAUUCAUCGCUGACAUCUUGAAAGUUUCAUUCCAUGAUAGAAAUGAAUAUAACAUUAAAGAUACGUUUGCGUUUGUUGACAAAAUGAGGGAUGUAACCCUGCCAGAAGGAUAUAUCCUGAUUUCACUGGACGUAGUAUCCCUUUUUACGAAUAUCCCGUUGGAUCUCAUAUUAGAAAUUCUGCGAAAAAACUGGGAUCUGAUAAAACCCCACACUACCUUAAGCAGGGAGAGCUUCAUUGAGAUCAUUGAGUUCAUAUUCAACAACGCAUACUUUGUCUUUGACGGUGAAUUUUAUGAGCAAAUAUUCGGCACACCAAUGGGGUCACCGUUGAGCGCCAUUUUGGCAACCAUCAUCUUAGACUAUCUAUUAGACAUGGUUUUACCAACAAUUUGGUUCCACAUACCCUUCUUUUACAAGUUUGUUGACGAUCUGUUUUGUGCAAUCCCAGCGGAUAAAACAGCAUUCAUUUUGGAUACAUUCAACGGAUUUAACGCAAAUUUGAAAUUCACUAUGGAAGUUGAAAGGGAUAACAGCCUACCCUUCUUAGAUACUCGAGUAAUUAGGAGUGAAAAUAAUAGGAUUCUUCUGGAUUGGUACCAGAAGCCCACUGCAUCGGGCAGAUUCAUAAAUUUUCACUCCCAGCACCCUUAUAAUCAAAAAAUAAACAUGAUUAAAGAACUAAAAAAUAGAGUAUGCUAUAUCUCAGAUGAAUCAUUGCUGAAAAAGAACCUUCGUAGGUUGUUUGAGAUUUUUCAGAAUAACGGUUACCCUAAAAAUACCCUCAACAGAUUGAUACACAAUAGGGAAUCAAGGUUGACAACAACAACUGAACAAACAAACAGUUUUAAAUUCAUGAGGAUUCCAUUCGUUAAAGAUUUGACACCCAACCUUAUAGGAGUUUUGAACAAAUUUGAAAACAUCAAACUCGCCAAAUAUAAUUUAACGAAGGUAGGUGACCUGUUCUCGAGGACCAAGGAAAGGACACCAAUAGAAUUAUGCACUAAUGCAGUAUAUAAGAUCUCAUGUCAACAUUGUGAUGGUUGUUACGUGGGCCAAACGCAACAAUGGUUGAAACAAAGAAUCACUCAACAUAGAAGUGAUUGCCGUAUUGGAAAGAACUCGUGUGCUUUAGUUAGACACUGCCAAGAAACUGGGCACAGUUUUGCUUUCGGGUUUGAUGAUAUCAGAGUGUUGGAGACAGAUUCGAAUUACAGAAAUAGGUUAUUCCUCGAAAUGUUACAGAUUGGCAAGCAGCAAAAUGCAGUGAACUUUAAAUCGGACACGGACCGUAUGAGUGCGAUUUAUAGUGACCUCUUGAAUAUUUUAUAG